AGUUGAUCAUUGGUAUUUCUAAGAGGCAGAGAUGUUUAAAAUUUACUUGUUAGUUAUUUCUUUAACAUGUAUUUUCACACAAGUAAUAUCGACACCGAGUGCCCUGGAGGAGACUCUGCAUCAAACAACAGAAUUUUUUGAGAGCUUAAAAAGAAAUUAUGAAAAAAUUCCACCCACUCCAGAUUUAAUAAAAGAAAUCAAUAUAGAAAUUGCAAGUUACAUGACUGAAUUUAAGAAAUCACAUCCUACUCGUUACAAAAGACAACUCAGUGGAUUUACUGAUCCUGAAAAAGCUGUCAUUGAAAAGUGUAGCGGUUUUGAAGAGUAUUCUAUGUUUAAUUCAACAACUACACUGGACCUGGCAUUCUAUGUCAAAGAGAAUAAUGUGGAGCAACAAUUCCUUGCUGUUUCACUAGAUUCUGCUGGAGUAUCCUUGUUCAUUAUAAGCGGCAUAUCUUUCAUUCAAGUUGCAUCCUAUGCACUACAGGGAGGCAAGAGUAUUGCCGUGGAUAGUACCGAAUCCAGUACUAUAGUAUUAGUAAUAGAAAAAUUCGAUAACACCAUAGUAGUCUUGAAGCUUCUGCAAACUAUGGAAGGGACUGUAUUCUAUUUCGCACAGGAUUUUAAUACUCCAGCUAUAUCUCACUUAACUCUAUGGAGAGGAAUGAAUCAGCUUUUUUUGGGGGUAGCAUCCAGUCAAUAUAUACAUAUAUAUCGUUGGCUUGGAGAGACCUUUGAUCUAAUACAGACUAUACGUUUUGGAGCUGAAACAUUAGUGCCCUUUACAAUGGGAUCUUCUAUGCAUUUAGUGGCAACAGGAUCGCACACUAUUAUAUUACACUUUCUUUUGGGACCAAAUAAAUUUACAAUUGCUCAGAGAUUGCCAGCCACAAAGGAUACUGUAGUGUUUCACUUUGAAGGGAAACAUCUAAAAGAAUACUACUUAGCACUUGCCAAUGAAAAAUCUACAGUUCUUUAUAAACACUCUUUGAACCGUUUUGUACCAUUUCAAGAAAUUGAAGCUGCUGACAGGAUAUUCUCUUUGACUACGCAUGAAACAGCAUUGAUUAUUAGCCAAAGGCAGAAUGAAAUUAAAAUGUACCAGUACGAUGGAUGGAAAUUUGUUGAAUUAGAUGUUACAAUCCUUCAAGUACAAGAGAUACGUACCACGUUCCUUUAUGGAGAACCUUUUUUGGCAAUCCGUUAUACGAAUGGGCUGUGGAAAUUAAACAAGCCUAUUUGGAAGCAACAAAAUACCUGGGAGAAUCUAAGGGAGGAUAUAAAAGCUUGGUGCACUGAGGCAAACAUAAGAGCUCGGCGAAUUCUGAAAGCAGACCUUACAUUGAAAGGCCCUAUUCGAAUACUGAAUGGGCAUAUCAAGCAACUACAUUGCAAAGAUAUUAAACAGAACAAUGUACAACAGCUUUUAGAUCUCACAUAUCAGUACAAAGAAAUUGUAUCUAAAUUAGAUAAUCAAAAGAAAUCGGUGUCAGCUUCUAUGAUGACAAACAAUACUGUGCUUAACACCCUAACUGGAAGAACUGCAAGGAUGAAGUGCAAAUCAUACUGCAAAGCAGAAAGGGUUACUACUGGAGAGACUUUUCAUCAUAUGAGAAAUCUAAGAAAGAUACAGAAUGAUUAUGAACAGAUUAAAUUUCAAACUGUUAGAAUAGGAUCUAUGAAGAAGCUUCAGUGUCCUAUUCCAUCUGUGGACCUUAACGAAAUUACUGUAACUGGAGUGAUUAAUGGGAUACAGUUUUCAUCCCUUGAGGAAGAUGCAUUAUGUGUCACUGGUGAUCAGGAAAUCACUGCUGAACAUGUGUAUGCCACUCUUAAUGUCACUGGAGCAUUAAUCCCAAUAGGAAUAGCGACACAGAUUACAAAUCAGGACAUUCAAACUUCUUCUAUUAAAGUGAAGAACUUGAAUUUAACUCAAGGCGGUAUCUUAUUACCGUUGAAUGGGGAUCCCGCUACAAUAAGUGGUACAAUGACUAUCUCUAAAUUAAGGACUACAUCAUUGAUUGAUAUUAGAGGACAGCUAAAGGGAAAAGGCGCUAGUAAGCUGAAACCUAGGAUUCACAGCGAACCUGGUACAAAGACGUUCACAGGUGAUUAUACUCUACAACGAGUAGAAAUUAUAAAGCGUUUAGAAGCAUCGGAGUUAACCAGAAGUAAAGGAAAAAGUUUAUCUCAAAUUGUAAACGAUGCUGUACUCUUGGAUCAGGAUGUUCCUGUACAUUUAAUACUCUCUAGUGAUAACGUCGUUUGGAGCAAUGUGACUUUAUUGUCUGGGUUACCGUUUGUAACUACUGAUCACCGGGAUUCUAUUGUCAAUAUUACAGGAACUAAAUAUGCUCCAUUCAAUGUUUCUGUAACAGAGUCCAUGUACAAUAAUUUAGCAUUGUCCAAAUUAAAGGGUAAUUUGUGUAGUACAGAAGCGACGAGUAUUGGUAUCGAAACUUACAAUAUAACAAUAGAUCAGCUUAAUACUAAAUCAUUAAAUGCUAAACAUGUUUAUGGAGCACCUAAACUAGAUGAGAUUGUUAGAGAUUCUGUAACUUCAUUUAAUGACACUUCUUUGAAUUUCAAAAAUUUUCUUGGCACCGUUAAAGUCUCUAACGCUUUAGUAUCCUCAAUGGAAUACGUUGAUCUUCAAGGAUUACAAAAAUUUCUUAAUAAGUGGGUUGAACCAGGGAUUCUCAAAGGACCUGUAAAAGCUAAGAAUUUGGUGAUAACAAAUGUUAUUACGAAUGAUGGAUUCAAGAAUCUAUUACCUCAAGAAGUCAACAAAGUUACGUCAAAAAAGAACACCUACGUCGGAACUAUCAAUGGAGUAAAUAUUGUUGAUCUUAUGAGAAAUGUUGUUCGACUGGAUGAUAUAAUAUCCUUGACGAAUAUUACCUUUGAGGGUGGAUUCAUAGUAGAGAAAUUAUACGCUGAUCAUGGGCCAAUUAACUUUUCUCCAAACUAUCAGUCAAUGAAUAAUCUAGGUUCCAAAACUGUAGACAACGUAUUGAAAACAGAGGCAUUAUCCUUGCCUCUAAGUUUCAGUUACCCGAUAGAUGAAAAAUUAACAAGUUAUUUGCUGUAUGGAUCUGCAACGUUUCCUACUGAGCCUACGAUUGAGAAUGUCAAUGGGAAAAAUCUGAAGACCGUGUAUAACGAGAUCUGGCUAAGGACCAGACCAACUAAUGUGACCGCGUCAAACGUUGAAUUUAAGAACGUAACUUUUGAGAAACCAGGAAAAGUUGUCAUACAACAGGAGUUCCUUAAUACUCCACGUUUUGGAUCCUGGAAGAAGAUUUCUAGUCGUAUCUUAAGUAAAACAAAGUCUCAGAAUAUUAAUGUACAAGUUACUAUGAGAAAUGUAGAAAUGCCAAAUCUUGUGGGUUCAAAUUCAACAACACUAUGGGCACCAAAUACGCUACUAGAUGGUAUCGACAAAUAUGCUCUACGAAGAAAUAAUCCACAAAUUGUAACUGGAAGCAUAAGAUUCGAGAAUUUAGAAAUAUUAGGAAAUCUGGAUUUGCGUGGUAAAGUAAAUGGAUUGAAUCUAUCGACCGACGUUGUGAGAUCUGAUGUGAAGCAAAAUGUUAUAACUGGAAACAAAAUAGUUCAGGACAUAUUUUCUGAUAACAUUAAUGGUCUAAAGUUUUCAAAGUGGGCACAAGGUACUUUACGUACCAACAAUUCUGAACAACUGAUUAUUCUGAAUGGUCGUAAGACUUUCAAGACCGUUGAGAUUCAGGACCUACGAGUAUUUGGCACUAUAAUGGGUCGCAAAAUCGAAAAUGCAUUAUUAAAAUCUUCGAACCAGAGGAUCCCUAGUAUAAAUACUAUUCAUGGUAACGUACGAGCACCAGCUCUGAACAUAAAUGGACCUAUAAAUGAUGUUAACUUGACAAAUCUAGUAGAAUAUCAAUUAAAGAAACAGAAAGAUGUACAAAUAAUUAAAACAAGUAUCUCAUUACGAAAUGGCUUAGAAGUUUUGGGCAAUGUCACCAUAGAUGGAUUUUACGAAGGAGUUGAACUGAAGAGUUACAAUAAAUUAUACUCUGGUCUAAAACCUGUAAUCCAUAAAAUGUCAAUAUUGUCAAGUACUGCAGAAGGGAUAAGUCGUGCAUUAAAAAACCGAGCAAGCUACUGGCACAAAUUGGAACUUCUCGAAGAAAAUUCUACACCUCUAAUUCCAGAUAAAUUACCUAAUGAGUCAAUAGAUAUUUCAGGAUUAGAAAAUUGCAAAAAAACGAAUGGAUCUUUGCUUUGCAACAAUGAAGAACUGUAUGGUUUGGUUUUAUUACCAAAUGCUAAAAAAACUUUACUGAGUAAAGUAGUAGUCAUGGCUGGUGAACUCUAUGCAGUACAUGCUGUGUCAGAUGCACAAGACAGCUUGGAGAUUUAUCGUUUUGAUAUUUCCAGUAAAGAACCAUAUCUUGUACUAGGGCUCAGUAUACCUGGCGCGAUUAAAGUAUCCCUGCAAGUGACUUCAGAGUGUCUCUGGUUGGCUAUUCAAUUUCCUUUGGAGAUGAUGAUCCUGCGCUAUGAAACAUGGGGAGAAUAUCAAGAAUACGUUUUGCCUGGUUCGGAUAGCUUCCUGAUGAAAAUUAUACCCACUAACGAAUUGUUAUUAAGUCUGUCAAGUGGAGUAUGGAGAUUGGGAGGAAUUGCAGGACCACGUAAAGUGUUUUCAGGAGAUUUACAUGGAAAGAUAGAAGGAUUCAUAUUUGGUAAUAAUUAUUAUCUGCAAUUGACGCAAGGAAAUACAUCGACGUUACUGCAAUCGCGGUACGUGGGAAAUAAGUAAGAUCAAUGCAGUAAUUAUAUAUAAAGUGUAUAAACGUUAUUUAUUAGAUUGUUAAAAGAGGUACAUAAAUUAUAUAUGUUAAAUUUA
Molecule: messenger RNA, 4891 nt
Organism: Cephus cinctus (wheat stem sawfly)
Lineage: Eukaryota; Metazoa; Arthropoda; Insecta; Hymenoptera; Cephidae
Exons: 13
Coding region: 32-4804 (1590 amino acids)
Cellular component (GO): cell surface
Molecular function (GO): heparin binding
Source: RefSeq, a predicted model, not a curated record